GAAGCAGUUGAAAAUUUAUAACUACCAUUUUAUCCUCGAAGACCUUUAUGAGCUUUGAUAUUUUUGUUGGGUGAAGUGAAGUGAUAGUUUUAGAGGUCCAAAUGCGUUUAACAAUGUCUUCUUCAGCUCUUCCUCUUCCUUUCUCACAAUCUCCAUCAUCAUCAUCUUUAACCUUAACUCAUCUCCCAAAUUACUCUUCUCUCCUCAACAACACACUCACAAACCAACAACAAUGCAAUUCCAUCGAUUCAAAACCUCGCACAAUUCGCUAUCGUUUAAGUGAAUUAUGUAGACAAGGCAAACCCCAUCUUGCACGCCAACUGUUCGAUGAAAUUCCUCAACCAACAACUGUACUUUGGAACACGAUAAUUAUUGGUUUUGUAUGUAAUAACAUGCCCCAUGAUGCUAUUUUGUUUUAUUCAAGGUUGAAACAUGUGGGUUGUUCAUUGAUAUGUGAUCAGUAUACUUAUUCUUCUGUCUUGAAAGCUUGCGCCGAGACGAAAAGGAUACUUGUUGGUAAAGCUGUGCAUUGUCAUAUUUUGAGGUCUGGUAUUUAUCCUAGUAUGAUUGUGAGUAAUUCUUUAUUGAAUAUGUAUUCCACUUGUCUCGCCUCGGAAAAUAGUUACAACAACAACAACAUACCUAGUGUAAUGCAACAACUGGGGUCUGGGGAGGGUAGAGUGUACACAGACCUUACCUCUACCUUGAGAAGCUCGGAAAAUGGUUCGGGCUGUGAUUUAGUUGAAAGUGUGUUUAGAACGAUGAGGAAAAGAAAUGUCGUUGCUUGGAAUACUAUUUCUUCUUGGUAUGUGAAAAGGAAGAGGUUUUCGGAAGCAGUUAGGUGUUUUGUUAUGAUGAUGAGUUUAGGGAUUAAGCCGACUGUUGUUAGCUUUGUUAAUGUUUUUCCUGCUGUAUCAGAAAUAGGGGAUAUUAGAGUUGCAGAUGUUUUUUAUGGGUUGCUUGUGAAAUUGGGUAGUGAAUAUGUAAAUGAUUUGUUUGUUGUUAGUGCUGCGAUUGUUAUGUAUGCUGAGCUUGGUUGCGUUGAUUUGGCGAGGAGAGUAUUUGAGAAUACUUGUGAAAGAAAUACAGAGAUAUGGAACUCUAUGAUUAGCGGGUACAUUCAGAACAAUUUUCCUUUUGAAGCAGUUGAUCUCUUUCUUGAAGCUAUAGAAGCAGAGGAUUCUGUUACUAUUGAUGAUGUGACAUUUGUAUCUGCUCUUAUGGCAACCUCACAGUUGCAGCAUUUAGAGUUUGCUCAACAGCUACAUGCACGUCUGAUAAAGAAAUGCAUGGAUUCACAUGUUAUUUUGCUAAAUGCUAUGAUUGCCACAUAUUCUAGGUGUAACCGUGUUGGUGAUUCAUUUAAAGUUUUUAAUGGAAUGAAGGAAAGAGAUAUAGUAUCAUGGAACACCAUGGUGUCUGCUUUGGUACAGAACGAACUUGAUGAUGAGGCUUUGAUGCUUGUAUAUGAGAUGCAAAAGCUUGGGGUUGCAAUUGAUGAUAUAACAAUUACCAUCCUGCUUUCGGCAGCAUCAAAUCUCAGGGACAGGGAAAUUGGUAAACAGACCCAUGCUUAUCUUUUGAGGCACAAUAUUCAAUUUGAAGGGAUGGAGAGUUACCUGAUAGACAUGUAUGCCAAAUCUAGUAUGAUUAGAGAAGCACAAGCAAUAUUUCAGUCAAACUUCACAAACAAUAAGGAUCAAGCCACAUGGAACGCUAUGAUUGCUGGAAACACUCAAAAUGGAUUAAUUGAGCAAUCCUUUGUUGUCUUCAAGGAGAUGAUUGAGAAGAAUGUGAAACCAAAUGCUGUGACCUUAGCAUCAAUUCUCCCAUCAUGCAGUCAGUCAGGAAGUACAGCAAUAGGCAAGCAGCUACAUUGUUUUGCAAUUCGCAAUUUGUUUGAGAACAAUGUUUAUGUUGUGUCGGCUUUGGUAGACAUGUAUUCUAAAUCAGGAAUCAUUGAUUAUGCUGAAAAUGUUUUUCUAAAAUCCCCUGAGAAAAACUCUGUGACAUACACAAAUAUGAUUUUGGGAUACGGCCAGCAUGGGAUGGGUAAGAAAGCUCUAACGUUAUUCUACUCUCUGCGGCAGAAUGGUUUAGAACCAGAUGCUGUUACCUUUGUAGCAAUCUUGUCUGCUUGCAGCUACACCGGAUUGGUUGAUGAAGGCCUUCAAAUAUUUGAGCUGAUGGGUGAAGAAUUCGGGAUUCAGCCGUCAGCAGAGCACUAUGCUUGUGUGGUUGACAUGUUAGGAAGAGUUGGACGGUUGGAUGAAGCUCAUAAUUUUGCUAAACAGUUGGGUGAAGAGGGUAAUGUCUUGGGGAUAUGGGGAUCACUCCUUGCAGCCUGCAGAGUGCAUAGAAAUUUUGAAUUGGGGAAAACUGUUUCCAGUAAGCUGCUUGAAUUAGAGGGUAGUGACAGAGUUUCUGGUUAUCAUGUUCUGCUUUCAAAUAUAUAUGCAGAGGAGGGGAACUGGCAGUCUGUAGAUAACGUCAGAAGAGGAAUGCGCAAAAUGGGGUUGUCAAAGGAGGUUGGGUGUAGUUGGAUUGAUACUUCUGGAUAUCCAAACUGUUUUGUGUCUAGAGAUAAGAAGCAUCCUCAGUGCUGCAUGAUAUAUGAUAUGUUGGGAUAUUUAACCAUCAAUAUGAAGGAUGUUGGCUAUAAGCCUAAACUUGAAUUAAUGGAAGAGUGGUUUUAUGGGCUAGAAGAAUAACAAGUUAUUAGUUCUCCCACUAUGUACCUAUGUAUUCAUGACAUUUUUGGACAGGAUUUUGCUAGAGUUGACAUGAUCUUAAUUUAUCAGUGACCAGCUUAGCCUUUGAGAUUCGAGACAGAUCAGUCAAGAGAUUCCAUUUACCUUUUUGGUGGAAAACAAGGAGUCCCAGAUAGCAAAGAAAGGGGCCUAUCCAAGAUAAACGUCUAUCAAACUAUCUGAUUGACUGAAGCACAUUUGAAUAAGAUUUGUUGUCUAGGGUGCUCUUGAAUUCGUAGGAUUACAGUAUAGAACUCCAACUUGCAGAUUGAUCAACUAUUCUUUUGAUGAGCUUUGCAGGUUGCAAAAGAAUAUCACAUGUGGUUUUGGAAGAUGGCAAUUUCAUUUCUUAUAGCGGGCUGUUGCUCAAUCUAUGACAACGCGGCUCACCAGUUUUGGUAAUUGAAUCGGAGCUCGGGGAGGAUGAAUCCUACGGCUGCAGCAGAGGCUCGCUACCGCUGGUGAAGAGCACUAUUGGAGGCUGUUUCGGAGAAGAAAGCUGGUUCAUAACGUUUUUGAUAGAAGCAAAUCUGCCGAUGUAUUUUUGCAGAGGAACAAGAAAAUAUCUGCUGGUGUAUUUGUAGAAGCAACAGCCUUCUGAUUCUUCUUAAGUUGCUUGAGUACCACCUGCUCAGUCUAAUCUGUCACCUUUGAUCUUCACCCUUGCAAUCUUAUUCUUGUUGUCCAAUACAACAACCUUUAUUAACAAGAAACCACCAGAUAUUCCAGAAGUUCACCUUUCAGAGUAAUCAAAGCCUAUCCUUGAGAUUGCUUUUGCUCUAAGGAUAGUGUGUUGCGAGAAAUUGCAUCUGGCAGAGAUCUGAAGAAGUUCCUCGCGGUCACUGCUGAUCUAUGGGUCCUCUCAGUUGUAGGCAACCGCUGCAACUUCUUGACACCGUCCUACAUAUGUCAGUGCAAUUCUUUCUGUUUUCCUGUGUUCCAUUUGUAUUUGCUAUCUGUUCUUAAUGGAUACGCUUUUUCAUGGUCUUCCACACAGUGAACCCAGAUUUGUGCUUCAAGUCAUACAGUUCCUGCUUUUUAUAAGUGUGAAGAUAAAGUGGAUCCAUUAGCCAAGAAAGCUGUGUGAGAAAUAAAGAAACAAUAUGGUGACUGUCGGUAUAAUGCAGAGCAAUAAUACCCUCAUAAGCCAAGCUCUAUUUUUGCCAUUUCAUUCGAUGGAACUUCUCAGUCUAUUACAUUUCUUACGUUUUUGUCUUCCUCCUAAAUUUUUGUGCACUUUGUUCUGCUGGUGAUGUGCCAUAUCUGCUAAAAUAUUGCUAACACUUCUAAAUUUUAAGCAAUAAGUUCCAAUCACAUACUAUUUGUUUUUUCAAUGUGCUUUGUCAUU
Molecule: messenger RNA, 4098 nt
Organism: Lycium ferocissimum
Lineage: Eukaryota; Viridiplantae; Streptophyta; Magnoliopsida; Solanales; Solanaceae
Product: pentatricopeptide repeat-containing protein At3g22150, chloroplastic
Exons: 5
Coding region: 102-2711 (869 amino acids)
Biological process (GO): RNA modification
Molecular function (GO): RNA binding; protein binding
Source: RefSeq, a predicted model, not a curated record